Candidula unifasciata is the source of this 2495-nucleotide messenger RNA. NCBI's taxonomy places the organism in Eukaryota, Metazoa, Mollusca, Gastropoda, Stylommatophora, Geomitridae. The record is from the annotation of a GenBank genome assembly.
GUGAUGAUGAUAAUGCCUCUGUAGAUGACGAAAUACAGAAUGUGGCUGUAUUGCCUGAGCAUGAAGUAGGCAUAUUUAAAGAAGAAGUGAUGGAGCAAGAUGAAAGUAGGUCAGCAUCACCAGCUCUGAGCGACCGCUCUGUGCAAAGUCCUGUGAGAUCCCUAUCUCCCGAUCACAAUUCAGGAGGAAGCAGGGCAUCAUCUCCUGGUCAGAGAAGUCAUCCAACAUCCAGAGAGAGUAGUCCAGCCAGAUCACCUGCAGGGAGUGGACCUCAUUCACCUGCUGAAGAUGGACCAGCCUCUCCAUUGGAGGAGGCACCACAGUCACCUAUGGAAGAUGAUGAACCACAGUCUCCAGCUAGAUCCGGUCCUGCUUCUCCCCCCGGCUCUCCAGACAGAAGUCCAGAAGCUGAAGCAAGUGGGGGCUCACAUCAUGAGGAAGAGCAGCAGGAAAAUGCUUCUGGUGGCGAGGGUUCUCCAGCUGGUAGCGUUCGAAGCAGAUCUCGCUCAGGAAGCUCGAACAGGAGUGGCCCAGCUUCACCUGCAGCUUCUCGUUCACGGUCAAGAUCGGCAUCACCAGGACAGAGGUCACGAUCGGGUUCACCGGCUCAGAGGUCAAGAUCGGGGUCACCAGUUCAGAGGUCAAGAUCAGGUUCACCGGUUCAGAGGUCAAGAUCAGGUUCACCAGUGCAGAGGUCAAGAUCAGGUUCACCAGUGCAGAGGUCAAGAUCGGGUUCACCAGUGCAGAGGUCAAGAUCAGGUUCACCAGCUCAUUCUGAACCUCGAUCAAGGUCUGGGAGUCCUGCUCGGUCUCGCUCAGGUAGUCCUAUGUCACCUCCAGUGAGUCCAGUCGGUAGUCAACCACGCAGUGCUUCUGCAUCACCAGCCAGAUCUAGAUCAAGAUCACAGUCAGGUUCCCGUCAAGGAUCUAGGUCAAGAAGUAGGUCAGGUUCAAGACAGAAGUCAAAAUCAAGAAGUAGGUCAGGUUCCAAACGGGGGUCAAGAUCAAGAAGCGGUUCAGGUUCCAGACAGGGGUCAAGGAGCAGGUCAGGUUCAAGGCAAAGGUCUGGAUCAAGGAGCAGGUCAGGGUCAAGGCAAGGCUCAAGGAGUAGGUCAGGGUCACGGCAGCGGUCAGGGUCAAGGAGCAGGUCAGGAUCUAGGCAACGGUCUGGGUCAAGGAGCAGGUCAGGUUCUCGGCAGAGAUCAAGGUCAAGAAGUCAGUCUGGUUCAAGAGGGUCACGAAGUCGAUCCAGAUCGGUAUCGCCAGGGUCAUCAAGGCAAGUCUCUGACAAAGAAAAUGACAGUGAUGAUGAAGGCAAGAAGAGAUCCAGAAGAAGAUUAACAUCAGAUGAUGAAGACAGGCAAGGAGGCGGGAGUGAGGAUGAAGGUGAAAAAGAGAAAGAUGAGCUGAUUGCUGAUAUCUUUGGAUCCAGCGAUGAAGACGAGGAGUUUGAGGGUUUCGAUGCUAGCGAUGUACCAAAGAAGGAUAAGAAAAAGAAAGCAGCAAUUCAGUCAGAUGAUGAGAAUGAAAAAGAAACAUCAGGUGUCCCGUAUAAUGCUGAAGAGGGUGCAGCUGGAGAUGAUUCUAAUGAUGAGAACAUGACUGACGUACGCAGGGAUGGAGAAGGAAUGUUCAUAUCAGAUUUUGAUUUGAUGAUGCAAAAGAAGAAGGAAGAAAUGCAGCGGCAACGAAGGAAACGCAAAGACGUUGAUCUGAUCAAUGACAAUGACGACCUAAUAGCCGACCUCAUUGUCAGAAUGAAAGAGGCUGCUAAUCAAGACCGAGAGCUAAAUCAAAGCAAAUCUGCUGCCAUAAAAAAGAUCAAAAUGCUGCCUUACGUAAAUAAUCAGCUGAAAAAAUCUGAUCUGCAUGGUAUCUUUUUGGAGUCCGGCAUUCUUAGUGCCAUGACAGAGUGGUUGGCUCCUCUCCCAGAUAAAAGUUUACCACACCUGAACAUUCGUGAGAGCUUUCUACGCAUCCUACAACAGUUCCCAUCCAUCCAUGCAGACAUGCUCAAGUCCAGUGGAAUAGGCAAAGCCGUCAUGUAUUUGUAUAAACACCCAAAGGAAAUCAAAGAAAACAAAAUAAUUGCGGGAAAGCUAAUCAAUGAGUGGUCACGACCCAUCUUUAAUUUGACUUCCAACUACAAAAAUCUGUCCAGAGAGGAGAGAGAACAAAGGGAUUAUGAGCAGUUGCCCAAGAAAAGGAGAGUCAGCUUGGAAGGUACACAGACACCCAAAAGGGGGACAUUGACAAGGAAAUGGCAGGAGAAAAACGGGCUCAGAGACCGGGUGACCCAGGCUGGGUGUACAGAGCGCGUGUCCCAAUGCCAUCAGUCAAAGACUACGUGGUCAGACCUAAAACAAGCCAGGAGUAUCAGCCCCCAACAAAAAGUUCCUCUAAAAAGGCAGUUGGGCGAUAUGAAAAACACAAGCGAGCAUUUUUGGAGAAGAAAAAGUACGGCAGAACAGCCAAGGCGGUGGCCAUCAGCAUAG